AUGCAGUACCAAGGAGAGGAAAUAGACGCUCAGCUUGACGUUCCGGAGUCCUGCUUCAAUUAUAUUCGCAAUGAGCUCUUGAAUCACGUGCUGGACGCGGAUAAACGCGCGCUCUUCAAUAACGAAGAGACAUGCAUCCAGAUAUCGAAGGCCACACAUGUCGAGGUCGGGGUACAGCGUGCAAUGCAAUCGAUAGCAGAGAACAGAGCGGUGCUACUGUAUUCAUAUGGGCAGCACGUGCAGCGCCAGCUCGGUGCUGUGGAAAUACUGAAGGCGACGCUCCAAGAGCGGAAAAUCGGCUACGAGCAGUUUAACCAUCUUAGCUGCCUUGCGCAUGUUGGCCCAGGUAGAAAUGAGCUACUUGAGACGCGCGUGAAUAUACCCGUGCUACUGGUGAUUGUGGCGCCUGCGGGAUCAUUGACCAGCCUUGCUGGCUUUCAACGUCAAUAG
Molecule: messenger RNA, 450 nt
Organism: Eremothecium gossypii ATCC 10895
Lineage: Eukaryota; Fungi; Ascomycota; Saccharomycetes; Saccharomycetales; Saccharomycetaceae
Gene: POP6
Product: ribonuclease P/MRP protein subunit POP6
Exons: 1
Coding region: 1-450 (149 amino acids)
Source: RefSeq, marked provisional